This is a messenger RNA of Sapajus apella (tufted capuchin), 5507 nucleotides long. It is a transcript of the gene MYO3A, whose product is annotated as myosin IIIA. Gene Ontology annotation, molecular function: ATP binding; protein kinase activity; protein binding. Gene Ontology annotation, biological process: protein phosphorylation. Gene Ontology annotation, cellular component: myosin complex. The record is from RefSeq and is a predicted model, not a curated record. The transcript has 32 exons. NCBI's taxonomy places the organism in Eukaryota, Metazoa, Chordata, Mammalia, Primates, Cebidae. The coding region runs from base 347 to 4933 and encodes 1528 amino acids.
GGAAGGGUGAACGUGAGGGGUAGACUUGAGGGAAGAUCUUGCGGGUGAACCCGAGGGCGGAACGCGAGGGAUAGUGAGGGGGGAUGUCGAGGCGGGAACUGAGGAAUGAAUUUGAGGAGGGAACCGGAGGCGUGAAACGGAAGGGAAACAGGAGGAGGGAACAGGAAGAGUGGACGUGAGGGGUGAAGGAAGAUCUUGAGGCGUGAACUUGGGAAAGAAACGAAAGGAGACGACCUCGAAGGGCCCAGGGCCCCAGUGCAGCCUGAACACAGUAUUCUAAAUCUUGCUGUCUCCGUAUCAUUAUGCGUUAUUUUCAAGCUUUUCUAAAGGUAUUUAAACCUUUGAGAUGUUUCCAUUAAUUGGAAAAACAAUCAUCUUUGAUAACUUUCCUGAUCCUUCUGAUACAUGGGAAAUCACUGAGACAAUUGGCAAAGGAACUUAUGGGAAAGUUUUUAAAGUAUUGAAUAAGAAAAAUGGCCAAAAAGCAGCAGUCAAAAUUCUGGAUCCCAUUCAUGAUAUUGAUGAAGAGAUUGAAGCAGAAUAUAACAUCUUAAAAUCUCUUUCUGACCACCCUAAUGUGGUUAGAUUCUAUGGGAUAUAUUUUAAGAAGGAUAAAGUAAAUGGAGACAAGCUGUGGUUGGUUCUUGAGCUGUGCAAUGGCGGAUCAGUGACUGACCUUGUGAAAGGAUUUCUGAAGAGGGGUGAAAGAAUGAGUGAGCCUCUAAUUGCCUAUAUUUUACAUGAAGCACUAAUGGGACUUCAACAUUUGCAUAACAACAAAACUAUCCACAGAGAUGUGAAAGGAAAUAAUAUUCUGUUGACCACUGAAGGCGGAGUGAAACUAGUAGAUUUUGGUGUGUCUGCACAGCUCACCAGUACCCGGCAUCGUCGGAACACAUCCGUAGGAACACCAUUUUGGAUGGCUCCUGAGGUGAUUGCGUGUGAACAGCAAUUGGAUACCACUUAUGAUGCCAGAUGUGACACUUGGUCCCUGGGUAUUACAGCCAUUGAGCUGGGUGAUGGAGAUCCCCCACUAGCUGACCUGCAUCCAAUGAGAGCACUCUUCAAAAUACCAAGGAAUCCACCCCCAAAACUAAGGCAGCCUGAGCUAUGGUCAGCAGAAUUCAAUGACUUCAUAAGCAAGUGCUUGACUAAAGAUUAUGAAAAGCGUCCAACAGUGUCAGAUCUUUUACAGCAUAAAUUUAUUACUCAAAUUGAGGGCAAAGAUUCGAUGUUACAAAAACAACUAAUGGAAUUUAUUGGCAUCCAUCAAUGCAUGGGAGGCACAGAAAAGGCCAGGUGUGCCAGAGGCUUGGAGCCCCAGGCUGCAAGGUGCCAGUUCACCUGUGACGUGUGGUGGCAGCAACUACUUCAGUGUUCAGGAGACCUGAGGCCCCCUGAAGGCAGGGCUAAUAACAGAACCUUGCAAGAGAAGAUUUUACAAGUAAACAAUUUGGUAGAAGCCUUUGGCAAUGCCAGCACUAUUAUAAAUGACAAUUCUAGCCGAUUUGGAAAAUACUUAGAAAUGAAAUUCACCUCUUCAGGAGCUGUUGUGGGAGCACAGAUUUCCGAAUAUCUCCUGGAAAAAUCCCGAGUUAUCCACCAAGAUAUUGGAGAAAAAAAUUUUCAUAUUUUUUACUACAUUUAUGCUGGUUUAGCUGAAAAGAAGAAACUAGCCCAUUACAAACUUCCUGAAAAUAAGCCUCCCAGGUACCUACAAAAUGACCACCUCAGAACAGUACAUGACAUCAUGAAUAAUAGUUUCUAUAAAUCUCAGUAUGAAUUAAUUGAGCAAUGUUUCAAAGUCAUAGGUUUUACAAUGGAGCAACUUGGAAGUAUAUACAGCAUACUCACUGCAAUCUUGAAUGUUGGCAACAUUGAAUUUUCUUCUGUAGCAACUGAACACCAGAUUGACAAGAGCCACAUUUCUAAUCAUACAGCCCUGGAGAACUCUGCUUCUUUGCUUUGCAUUCAGGCAGAUGAGCUACAAGAAGCUCUCACCUCCCACUGUGUGGUCACUAGAGGAGAAACAAUUAUUCGACCCAACACUGUAGAAAAAGCUACUGAUGUCAGGGAUGCCAUGGCUAAAACUUUAUAUGGACGUCUUUUUAGUUGGAUAGUCAAUUGCAUUAACAGUUUGUUGAAGCAUGACUCAUUACCAAGUGAGAAUGGUGAUGAGCUGAGCAUUGGCAUUCUUGAUAUAUUUGGCUUUGAAAAUUUCAAAAAAAAUUCCUUUGAGCAGCUGUGCAUUAACAUUGCAAAUGAACAAAUUCAGUAUUAUUAUAAUCAACAUGUGUUCGCAUGGGAACAGAAUGAAUACCUAAAUGAAGAUGUGGAUGCUAGAGUUAUUGAAUACGAAGAUAACCGGCCCCUUUUAGAUAUGUUUCUGCAAAAGCCAAUGGGUUUACUUUCCCUACUUGAUGAAGAAAGUAGAUUUCCCAAGGCCACUGACCAGACUCUUGUAGAAAAAUUUGAAGGUAACCUGAAAUCACAAUACUUCUGGAGACCCAAAAGAAUGGAACUUAGUUUUGGAAUUCACCAUUAUGCAGGAAAGGUCCUCUAUAAUGCAAGUGGAUUCUUAGCUAAAAACAGAGACACUCUUCCAACUGAUAUUGUGCUACUUUUGAGGUCAUCUGACAACAGUGUAAUUCGGCAACUAGUCAACCACCCUCUGACAAAAACAGGUAAUCUGCCACAUUCUAAAACUAAAAAUGUUAUAAACUAUCAAAUGAAGACUUCAGAAAAAUUAAUCAAUCUGGCAAAGGGCGACACUGGAGAAGCCACACGUCAUGCCAGAGAGACAACCAACAUGAAAACACAAACAGUUGCAUCAUAUUUUAGAUAUUCCCUGAUGGAUUUGUUAUCUAAAAUGGUGGUAGGCCAACCUCAUUUUGUCCGUUGCAUCAAGCCAAAUAAUGAACGUCAGGCAAGAAAAUAUGACAAAGAGAAAGUUCUACUACAGCUUCGGUACACAGGAAUUCUGGAAACAGCGAGAAUUCGAAGGCUAGGAUUCUCCCAUCGAAUACUUUUUGCUAACUUUAUAAAGCGGUACUAUGUUCUGUGCUACAAGUCAAGCGAGGAGCCCCCCGUGAGCCCUGACACCUGUGCCACAAUUUUGGAAAAUGCUGGUCUUGAUAACUGGGCUCUUGGAAAAACAAAAGUGUUCCUUAAAUAUUAUCAUGUGGAAGAGUUAAAUCUAAUGCGAAAGGAAGCUAUUGACAAGCUUAUUUUGAUUCAAGCUUGUGUCAGAGCAUUCUUAUGUUCAAGAAGAUACCAAAAAAUACAGGAGAAAAGGAAAGAAAGCGCUAUAAUAAUACAGUCAGCUGCAAGAGGACACCUUGUCAGGAAACAAAGAAAAGAAAUUGUUAAUAUGAAAAACACAGCAGUAACAGCCAUUCAGACUUCCAAUGAGGAGUUUGACUACAAGAAAAACUUUGAAAAUACAAGGGAAUCUUAUGUGAAGAAACAAACAGAAAAUGCAAUCUCUGCUAAUGAAAGAUUCAUUUCAGCUCCAAAUAAUAAAGGAAGUGUAUCGGUAGUAAAGGCUUCCACUUUCAGACCUGAAGAGGAAACCACCAGUGCUGUGGAGAGUAACGACAGAGGGUAUCAGACUCCAAAAAAAGUGAAUAAUGCAUAUAAGGAAGAGGUUAAGCAAGAAUUGUACCUUGUAGGGCCAGAAGUAAGCCCCAAACAGAAGUCUGUCAAAGACCUGGACGAGAACAGCAAGCUAAGGAAAGUGGAGAAAGAGGAGGCUAUGAUCCAGAGUAACUGUCAGAACUACACAGAGGAGAGGAAUUGUGAAGAGUCAAAAGCAGCGUAUCUAGAAAGGAAGGCCAUAUCAGAAAGGCCAAGCUACUCAGGGCCUUGGUUAGCAGAGAAUGAGACUUCCUUUAAAAGAACUUUGGAACCUACACUUAGCCAAAAGUCAAUUUAUCAAAAUGCAAAUGUGAAGGAAAAAGAAAAGACGACAUCUGUAGUUACCCAGAGUGCACCGACAUGCGGCCAGGAGGGAGGCCAUCUGAGGCAUGAGACAGUCAAAGAGAGGCAAUUUCAGCCAGUGACACAGGCCCAGGAGGAAGAAGACAAAGCAGCGGUGUUCAUUCAGAGCAAAUACCGGGGUUACAAGAGAAGGCAGCAGUUGAGGAAGGAUAAGAUGUAUUCUUUUAAGCAUCAGAGGAUUGUCACAGCACAAACAGAAGUAGCAAGAAACACUCAUAAUUUGUAUUCCUAUCCCACAAAACAUGAGGAAACCUAUGAUAUCAAGAUAAAGGAUGAUAAAGACUUGAAAGCGACUUCAGAGAAAGAAGCAUGUGAUUUGGCAAUUUUUUCAAAACAGAUAUCAAAGUUAUCUGAAGAAUAUUUCAUUCUACAGAAAAAAUUGAAUGAAAUGAUUUUGUCACAGCAACUGAAGCCACUUUAUCUGGGUGUCUCGCACCGUGAGCCAAUUAACAGACGAGUUUCUCCUCAGCAGUGCCUCUCAGGUAUCUCUAAAGGAGAAGAGCCAAAAAUAUUGAGACCCCCAAGACGACCCCGGAAACCCAAAACAUUAAAUAACCCUGAAGACUCCACAUACUAUUAUCUACUACAUAAGUCAAUCCAAGAAGAAAAACGAAGGCCAAGGAAAGACAGUCAGGGAAAAUUAUUAGAUUUGGAAGAUUUCUAUUAUAAGGAAUUUUUGCCCAGUCGUUCUGGACCAAAGGAACAUAGACCUAGUUUAAGAGAACGAAGACCACGGCGAGAACUCAAGAAUCAAUGUAUUAAGGCUAAUGAAAGGUGCUGGGCGGUGGAGAGCCCCGAGGAGGAGGAGGAGGAGGAGGAGAAGGAGGAGAAGGAGGAGGAGGUAGAGGAGAGAGGGCCAGCAGCCAACCCAUACGACUUCAGGAGGCUCCUGCGCAAAACGUCCCAGCGCAGGCGCCUCGUCCAGCAGUCCUAGCCGCGCGAGGUAGACCCCGCGGUCGGAAGCCGCUCGAGCCUGCAGGGCAGCAGGGGCCAAGCGGGCAAGAUGGUGCUGGCACCAGUAGGCACUGAAGCUGCGGCCCUGAUCUCCACAGGGUCUGCCUGCUGCGCUUGGCCCUCGAGUGCCCGGACCAGCCUUCCUGUGCUCCGGAAGAAGAGACCUGGGAGCCCUCGGAAAACCUCCUCUGACGCCCUCUCUCCGAACUCCCGCACCCUCCUUUCUCACCAGCCCGCCAGUUGGGACAUCCGUGUCCUUGUUCCCCUAAUCUAUCUCUUUGCUCCUUUUUUUGUGUGUGACGACUCCUGCGGACUCCAGGGCGCUUGGAAUUUCGCCAACCCCUCUCUCAUUUGGGGUGAAUUCACAGAUUUCUUUUUUCUUGGAAACGGCUUUCACCAGCCCACAGAACACUCGCUAGCGCUUGAAUCGUAGAGAUAAAAGCCCGGGAGGGGUAGGGAGAAUUACGAAGAUGAACUUCAUCUCAAACUUGGCUCUUUCUCUUGCUUUGGUUAUUAAGGUUACUAAAUAAAGGAAGUGCCUUGGAAAGUCCGUG